AUUCCAAAAGAGGGCGCUAUUGUAUUAUUACUCCUUAGCGACCACGUAAACGCACACUUCGAAUGUGUACACUCUGUGCUUACAAAUCACCGAGAAAUCUCAGUUUUAUGCCUCAUUCUGAGAACCCAUUUUCCUGUGCCAGACAAUAGAAAUAUCCUUUGAGUGUUGUACCGCCGGUGACUAGACAUGGCAGUGCCGUUCUCCAACACAAAGCUGCGAGUUCCGAGAGGGUUCCAAAAUCUCCUGGAGGGUCUCGCCAGGGAAACGCUGCGUAACCAGCCGGAGAACAUCUACGCGUACGCGGCGGCCUAUUUUGAGAAUCUGCUCAAAAUCCGCGAAGAGCAAGGUAUCGACCCAGCAGACAUUGGGGCCAGACAUGAGGACCGCUACUACAACAAUCAAAGCUUCAAAAUGGGUGCCAAGGCCAACAUAGGCGACAUCAGCGACCCGCAGCAGCAGGCCGCCGCCGUCACCCUCCAGAGCUCCGUCCGAGGUCACCAGGACAGGCAGGCAGUAGAGGGCGACAAACAGACAGUAGAGGGCGACAAAGAGCCGGGCAGGACAGACGAAGAAGCAGCCGCCCUCAGGAUACAGACCAGCUUCCGGGGGUAUGAGGCCAGAAAGCGUGUGAAUGCUCUGAAAGACGAACAAGCCAAAGAGUCAGAAUCCGUCACCGAGACUGCCGCAGCAGCAGCAGAGCCAGCACCGGCAGCAGAACCCACACCGGAAGCGGUGACAGAACCCCCGACAGAAGCCCCCGGGGAGGCAACAGCAGAGGAGGAAGAGGUGGACAUUGACUUGGAGGACCCGGAGGUGCAGGCCGCUGCCGAGAAGAUCCAGGCGAGCUUCAAGGGCUUCAAGGUCAGGAAGGAACUACAGGAGAAGAAAUCGGCCGAGGAGGUUCAGGAACCACCAUCAGAAACAGUCGCCGAGCCUGUAGCAGAACCAGAACCAGCCGCAGAGCCUGAGGCCCCCGCAGAACCACAGGACACAGCCCAGGACACAACCCAGGUCGCAACCCAGGAGGAAGAGACAGAGCAACCCGCUGCCCCUGCCGAGACGGUAUCAGAGGAGGCACAGCCCGAGCAAGCAAAGACUGCUGAGGAGGCAGAGCCAGUGCAGGAGGCAGAACCAGCACAAGAAGCAGAGCCAGCAAAAGAGGAGGAGCCAACACAAGAAGCAGAGCCAGCUAAGGAAGAGGAGCCAGCACAAGAGGCGGAGCCAACACAAGAGGCGGAGCCAACACAAGAGGCAGAGCCAAAACAGGAGGCCGAGCCAACACAAGAAGCAGAGCCAGCUAAGGAGGAGGAGUCAACACAAGAAGCAGAGCCAACACAAGAGGCGGAGCCAACACAAGAGGCGGAGCCAACACAAGAGGCAGAGCCAACACAAGAGGCGGAGCCAACACAAGAGGCGGAGCCAACACAAGAGGCGGAGCCAACACAAGAGGCCGAGCCAACACAAGAGGCCGAGCCAACACAAGAGGCCGAGCCAGAGGCAGAGCCAGCACCAGAGGCGGAGCCCGCACAGGAGGCAGAGCCUAAACCAGAGGAGGAGGAAAUCGAUAUCGAUCUCAGCGAUCCAGAAGUGCAGCAGGCAGCACAGAAAAUCCAGGGAGGCUUCAGGCGUAUGCAAGCUAAGAAGUCCCAGGAGUCCGUCAGUGAAGACAGCAAAGAGAUGGAAGCCCCAGCCCCUGAAGAACAGGCUGUACCUACCGUACUCCAUGACAGCACCCCAGGACAGGAAGAUUUGGGACAGACAGAUAGUCAGGGGGAGGGAAAAGGGGUAGAUGAGGAUCACAGGUUCAGGAUUGUAGGAACGGAGGUUAUUUUGGCUAGUCAUGCUUUAGAGGGGAUGCAGGCUAUUCAGGAUAUUAUUCAGGGGGGUGUUAGAGAGGAAGGUGCUCAACCAACUUCAGAAGCCCCUGCCGCUGAGGUUGUCUCUGAGGUUACCCCUGAGGUAACAGCAACUGCUGAUGAAUCAGAUGUUGAAAAAGUCAGUGAAGCUGUUCAAGAGGUAACAGAGGCUUGUAUUGCUACAUCUGAAGCACCCACAGAGACCUUGCCGGAAGCUUCCACUGAAAUUUCACCUGAUGUUGCUUAUGCCGAAAAGGCCAAAGAAGAGGACACCCUGGCUGAACUUGGUGUUGAAGAUGUUCAAGAUGGUGCAAAACUUGAAGCUGAGGCAGCUGCAGACGCUGAGACAAAAGUGGCAGUGGAAUUAAGUUCUGAAGGCCCUCAAGAGUCUGGUGUUGAAACCCAAGCCACAGCUGCUUGUGACGUCCCUCCCGAGGUUGCUGUUGAGGUAGCUGCAGAAGAUGUUGAGGAUGGUACACCUGCUCAGGCAGAGGCAACUGCUGAUGCCAACACUGAGGCAACAGUUGUAGUGUCCGAAAGCAUUCAAGAAUCAGGUACGGAGAGUACAGAAACAGCUCCCGAGGCCACUGUUGAAGUUGCUGUUGACAUAGCUGUUGAAGAAGGUGCAUCAGCAAAAGCUGAGGCAGCUGAAGGUGCAGAGACUAAGGUGAAAGUUGAGGAUAGUUCCGAAAGUGCUAAAGAUCCUGGUGCUGAGACUGCAUCAACAGCUGCUGAAGAUAUUGAAGAGGCUGCUCCAGCAAAAAGUGAGUCAGUUGCCAAGGCUGCUACCGAGAUGACGGUAGAUGUAAGUUCUAAAGGUGCUCAAGAGUCUGCUGAAGCUCCCACUGCUGAGGUAGCUGCUAAAGAUUUUCAGGAAAAUGCAUCAGCAAAAGCAGAUGCAGCUGCAGAUGCCGAGACUGAGGUGACAGUUGAAGUAAGUCCUGAAAGCACUCAAGAGUUGGCAGCCACUGCUGUUGCUGAUGCUCCUGUAGAGGUUGCUAUCGAGGAAGUUACUGAAGCUGUUGGAGAUGAUGUAUCGGCUAAAGCUGAGGCAGCUGCAGAUGCUGAGACUGAGGGGAAAGUUGAGGAUAGUUCUAAAGGUGCUCAAGAGUCUGGUGCUGAGAGUGUAGCCACAACUGUGAUUGAGGCUCCUGUAGAGGUUGCCAUCGAGGAAGCUGCUAAAGUUGUACGAGAUGAUGCAUCAGCUAAAGCUGAAGCAGCUACAGAUGUUGAGACUGAAGUGAAAGUUGAGAACAGUUCUGAAGGUGCUCAAGAGUCUGGUGCUGAGAAUGCAGCCAUGCCUGUUGCUGAGGCUCCUGCUGAGGUUGUUGUUCAGGUAGCUGCUGAACCUGUUGAAGAUGGUGCAUCAGCUAAAGCCGAGGCAGCUGCAGAUGCUGAGACUGAGGGGAAAGUUGAGGAUAGUUCUGAAGGUGCUCAAGAGUCUGGUGCUGAGAGUGCAGCCACAACUGUGAUUGAGGCUCCUGUAGAGGUUGCCAUCGAGGAAGCUGCUGAAGUUGUACGAGAUGAUGCAUCAGCUAAAGCUGAAGCAGCUACAGAUGUUGAGACUGAAGUGAAAGUUGAGAACAGUUCUGAAGGUGCUCAAGAGUCUGGUGCUGAGAAUGCAGCCAUGCCUGUUGCUGAGGCUCCUGCUGAGGUUGUUGUUCAGGUAGCUGCUGAACCUGUUGAAGAUGGUGCAUCAGCUAAAGCCGAGGCAGCUGCAGAAGCUGAGACAGAAGUGAAAGUUGAGGAGAGUUCUAAAGGUGGCCAAGAGCCUGGUGCUGAGACCCUGGCCACACCUGCUGCUGAAGCUCCAGUUGAUGUUGAGGUAUCUGCUAAAGAUGGCCAGGAUGGUUCACCUGCUAAAGCCGAGGCUGGGGCAGAUGCUGACAUUGAGGUGACCGUUGAAGCUACCUCUGAGGUAUUUGCUGUUAACACAUCCAUCCCCGAAGCUACCCCUGCUGAGGUUCUGACUGAGGUUAAGGGUGAUGAGGUAACCAUUGAUACCAGUGCUCCUGAGGUCAAAGAUCCAGAGACAUCCAAUGAGACCGCCCUUGAGAAUGUCACCACUGAGAACAAGAAAUCUCCUGUUCUUGAAGAUCCCAAGAAAGAGGUUGCUGAUGAUCAAGAGAAAAACAUAGCUGAGGAUUCUGGGAAAGAUGUAGCUGAGGAUUCUGGGAAGGAUGUAGGUGGGGAUUGUGGGAAGGAUGAAGUUGGGGGUCCUGGGAAGGGUGACCAGGAGGACUCUGGUGAGGCAGAGGCUCAAGAUUCAGAUCAGGCCAACUCUGUUAACACAAAGGAAGAGGCUAGUGAGGUCAACAGCAAACCCGCUGAGGCCCCUCAGGAUGCCACAAAAAAACAAGAAGAGGAAGAGGAGAUUGACAUUGACCUCAACGACCCGGACGUAGAGAAGGCCGCCGUCAAGAUCCAAUCCAGCUUCAAGAACCUCAUGUCCAAGAAGAAGAAGAGCAAGGAGGUAGUGGAUACAGCCGACGGAACGGCCAGUUCUGACCAAUAACUUACCUGUAUAGGGUCUGAUUUGGAGGUUUUGAAAUAUCCUAGUUUUUAUAGUGACUUUAAGGUGGUACUUAUUAUAACAAUAUAUUUAUUUUGAAAGGGGUGUGGCUUUGACAAGAACCAAAAUUUUAUCAGAUCUGCAGCCUUUUACCCAUAUGAGCAUAGAACCACCACAGAAUCACCUCUAACACUGCAUUUGCACUUCGACUAGCAAUACAUUACGUACAGAUUAAUCCAGUGGUUUUGGCAUUUUCAAAAUUUGUUACAAUAUCAAGAGUGUUGUGAAUACAUGUUUAUGAAAUAUUAGGAAUGUUGUGACAAGCACAUAUGUGAUAUUAGCAAAAGUGUUUUAAACAAUGAUGCGGUGUGUGUCUGUACGUUAACACCAUGUACUUUAAUAACACAUAGAACAUGACCUUGUUAGUUUCACCUUCACUUUUUAGAGCUCAUAUUUCAAAACCUCCAAAUCAAAGUGUUUUUUUUCUAUGCACCUCUGUAUCACUCAUAUUCAUAUAUUUCCUGGAACUGUUUUGAUAGAAAAACAAAAUCAUGGUUAUAGAUGGUAGACAUUUGUAUUCACUGAUGUUGUAUUCUUAUCAGUUAGAUAUUUGAUACAAGAAGAUGAAAAUAUCGACAGAUCAGUACUUUACCUCAGAGUCAGAUAGUUUGGAUAUAUACUAUAGAAUAUUUAUAGAAUAGUUCUAUAAUAGCGAAUAUUUUUCUCUUUUAAAAUUCAGUGAUUGUGGUCUUCACAGUGUUUUUCAGCACAAAAUUGUUCUGGUAGAAAUGGAAAACAAUUUUUGAGAGUCAUGAUGAUCAGUUGCCUUGUAAAUUGCUUUUUUCCUUUUUGCUGUUUUAAUAUGGUUCUCAAGUUUAGCGUACCUCUUUGUCUCUAAAACAGAAAUGCACAACUAUUUAUUACAAAGAAUACUGCGUAUUCAAAACCUGCACAGAAAAGUAUAAAGUGGAGUGUAAUUACACCUUGUCUUCUUAAAUACAUGUUAAUUGUGAUUGGUUAAAACACACAACUGUUAUUCACAUUGUCCAAUAAGGCCACAGAAUUGACCAAUAGCGUUCAGCAAUACAUACAUGUAUUGGCAUACAUACAAGGUCUUCCAUGAUAAGGCAUUCUAUUGGUUCCUCGUUCAGUCACUACCUUGAAAAUUUCACCGAAUUUUUUGAAAACAAAAACACCCUUGAUGCACACACAGCAAAUUAUGUCC
Molecule: messenger RNA, 5593 nt
Organism: Patiria miniata (bat star)
Lineage: Eukaryota; Metazoa; Echinodermata; Asteroidea; Valvatida; Asterinidae
Product: microtubule-associated protein futsch-like
Exons: 9
Coding region: 187-4371 (1394 amino acids)
Molecular function (GO): calmodulin binding
Source: RefSeq, a predicted model, not a curated record